UCUCUACCGCAGUUGCUCCUCCGAUUCCUCCUCCUCCGGCUCCCCGCGACGAUGCUGUGGGUCGACAAGUACCGGCCGAGAGCUUUAGACAAGAUCAUCGCCCACGAGGAAAUCGCCCAGAACCUGAAGAAAUUGGUGUCGGAGCAUGACUGCCCCCAUCUCCUCUUCUAUGGGCCGACUGGUUCCGGCAAGAAAACCCUAGUCAUGGCUCUUCUUAAGCAAAUGUUUGGCCCUGGGGUUGAAAAGGUGAAAUUGGAGAACAAGAUGUGGAAGAUUGAUGCUGGUACACGUAAGAUAGAGCUGGAGUUGACGACGUUAUCGAGCACACAUCAUGUUGAGAUGAAUCCCAGCGAUGCAGGUUUCCAGGAUAGGCAUAUUGUUCAGGAGAUUAUCAAGGAAAUGGCAAGAAACAGACCUGUGGAUACUAAAGGCAAAAAAGGGUUCAAAGUAUUGGUGCUGAAUGAAGUUGACAAGCUGUCAAGAGAAGGUCAACAUUCUCUCCGUAGAACAAUGGAAAAGUAUAGUGCAUCAUGCAGGCUAAUCUUGUGCUGCAACAGCUCAUCAAAAGUAACGGAGGCUGUCAGGUCUCGCUGUCUGAACAUUCGAGUGAAUGCACCUACUGAAGAGCAGAUUAUCAAAGUAUUGGAGUUCAUUGGCAAGAAGGAAAACCUGCAACUUCCACCUGGAUUCACAGCACGUAUAGCAGCUCAAUCAAACCGUAAUUUAAGAAGAGCAAUAUUGUCUUUUGAGACCUGUCGAGUGCAGCAGUAUCCAUUCACCGUAAACCAGGCAUUGCCACCCUUGGAUUGGGAACAAUAUGUUUCUGAAAUAGCAUCUGAUAUAAUGAAGGAACAGAGUCCUAAAAGGUUAUUUUCGGUGCGUGGAAAAAUAUAUGAGCUUCUCGUUAACUGUAUCCCUCCUGAAAUCAUUUUGAAGAAGUUGCUGUCAGAAUUAUUGAAGAAAUUGGACUCAGAAUUAAAGCAUGAAGUUUGUCAUUGGGCUGCAUAUUAUGAGCACAGGAUGCGUUUUGGACAAAAAGCCAUUUUUCAUAUUGAAGCAUUUGUUGCAAAGUUCAUGAGUAUCUACAAGGCGUUCCUUAUCGCAACAUUCGGUUAAACGAACCUGAGGGGAAUAGACCCUCCAAAUAUCCAAACCUAAAAAUAGUCAAAAGCCUUGUGCAGAUGGAGCCUGUGUCAUGUUUUGAUCAUCUCGAUGUAUCGCUCUGUGCUUCUUUUCCGAGGAUUUCGUAUGUAUAGAACUUCUAAAGAACUAGAUAUAUUAUGUGAUGUUCUUUCUAGUAGUGUGCGUAGCUUUUUUGAGAUUGUUAGAUGUUUGACUAUAAGGCAGCCAAUGCCUGUUGGAUGUUCUUUCUACUUGGUUUUAGCUGAGGUUUAUAUGGUUUCGGGAUCUUGGCAAUUCAUAUGAGCUUUCACUUGUAUCCAUUAAAUCCCUGUUAAAUAUGUUUAUUGGUGUGAUCAUGUGUCUUAUAA
Molecule: messenger RNA, 1490 nt
Organism: Musa acuminata subsp. malaccensis (wild Malaysian banana)
Lineage: Eukaryota; Viridiplantae; Streptophyta; Magnoliopsida; Zingiberales; Musaceae
Product: replication factor C subunit 5
Biological process (GO): DNA repair; DNA-templated DNA replication
Cellular component (GO): DNA replication factor C complex; nucleus
Molecular function (GO): ATP hydrolysis activity; DNA binding; DNA clamp loader activity
Source: RefSeq, a predicted model, not a curated record